Molecule: messenger RNA, 5251 nt
Organism: Gadus morhua (Atlantic cod)
Lineage: Eukaryota; Metazoa; Chordata; Actinopteri; Gadiformes; Gadidae
Gene: ptprt
Product: protein tyrosine phosphatase receptor type T
Exons: 37
Coding region: 315-4847 (1510 amino acids)
Biological process (GO): protein dephosphorylation
Cellular component (GO): membrane
Molecular function (GO): protein binding; protein tyrosine phosphatase activity
Source: RefSeq, a predicted model, not a curated record
GUCUCGUGCGCUGCGCUCUCCCCAACUCUCCGUCGACACUUGGAGAGACCAGAGAGCAGAGAGCACAGAUCCUCUGAGCGCGUCCACACUCCCACUGGGAACGGAAUCACGGAUCGUUAGACUUAACUUCAACUCUUUUAUUCUUCUUUUUGUUCUUCUUAUUGUUCUUCUGCUUGAUCUUCUUCUUGUUCCUCUUCCUCUUGGUCAACCUUUCGUUUCUCCGCCGAUGCGAGGGUCUGGUGUUGUGAUGUGGAGGACGGGUCCGGGAAACGCCAAGUAGUGUACAGGAGUGCAUUUGCGGAAGAAAUACUUUUAUGAAGAUGGAUAAUCGGAGCAGUUUCCUCGUUUUGCCCGCCGCCUUAAUCCUCUCCGUUCUGUUGGGAUUUACGCAUGGACAAUUCUUUCCAGGCGGCUGCUCGUUUGAGGAGAACUACAGCAGCUGUGGUUACAGUGUCUCCUUGGGAACCAACGGCUUCACCUGGGAACAGGUCAACACCUGGGAGAAGCCGACCAUGGACCCCGCCCUGCCCACCGGCUCCUUCAUGGUAGUGAAUGCGUCAGGGCGGGCUUCCGGCCAGAAAGCCCACCUCUACAUGCCCACUCUGAAGGAGAACGACACCCACUGCAUCGACUUCCUGUACUCACUGUCCAGUCGGGACGGAGCCAGCCCAGGGACGCUCAACGUCUACAUCAAGGUGAAUGGAGGUUCCCAGGGAAACCCGGUGUGGAAUGCGUCCGAUACAGUAACCGAGGGCUGGGUGAAGGCUGAGUUGGCCAUCUCCACCUUCUGGCCAAACUCCUACCAGGUCAUCUUUGAGGCUGUUUCAGUCCAGGGUCACCCAGGGUUUAUCGCCGUUGAUGACAUCAGAGUUCUUGCCCAUCCCUGUCGCAAGGCGCCUCACUUCCUGCGCCUGCAGAACGUGGAGGUCAACGUGGGGCAGAACGCCAGCUUCCAGUGCACCGCAGGGGGGAAGUGGUCGCAGCACGACAAACUCUGGCUACAGCAGUGGAACGGCCGGGACACGGCCCUGAUGGUGACCCGGGUGGUGAACCACCGCCGCUUCUCGGCCACGGUGAGCGUUGGCGACACGUCGCAGCGCAGCACCAGCCGCUAUCGCUGCGUCAUCCGCUCGGACGGAGGCUCCGGCGUCUCCAACUACGCAGACCUCAUCGUCAAAGCCCCUCCCACCCCCAUCGCCCCACCGGAGCUGCUGGCGGUGGGGGCCACCUACCUGUGGAUCAAACCCAACGCCAACAGCAUCAUCGGCGACGGGCCAAUCAUCCUGAAGGAGGUGGAGUACCGCACCACCAGCGGGAACUGGGCGGAGAACAACGUGGUGGACGCCCCCACCUACAAGCUGUGGCACCUGGACCCCGACGUGGAGUACGAGAUCAAGGUGCUACUGUCCCGCCCCGGGGAGGGGGGUACCGGACCACCCGGACCCUCGCUCAUCACCAGGACCAAGUGUGCUGACCCUGUGCACGGACCCCAGACCGUCAACGUGGUUGACAUCCGUGCACGCCAGCUCACAAUCCAGUGGGAGACAUUUGGCUAUGCCGUGACCCGUUGCCAUAGUUACAACCUGACGGUGCAGUACCAGUACUCGUUCAACCAGCAGGAGUACUCCGUGGAGGAGCUGAUCCAGACCUCGUCCCACUACACCCUCCGUGGCCUGCGGCCCUUCGUGACGGUGCGCCUGCGCCUGGUGUUGGCAAACCCAGAGGGCAGCAAGGAGAGCGAGGAGAUCGUGAAGCAGACCGAGGAGGACGUCCCCGGGUCGGUUCCGGUCGAGUCGCUUCAGAACUCUCCCUACGAGGAGAAGAUCUUCAUGCAGUGGAGAGCUCCAAAUGAGACCAAUGGAGUCAUCACACUCUACGAGAUCACCUACAAGGCGCUGAGCUCUCUGGACCCCAGCGUGGACCUCACCACCCAGCGGGGACGGGUCUUCAAGCUGAGGAACGAGACCCAGCACCUGUUUGUGGGCCUCUACCCCGGGACCACCUACUUCUUCACCCUCAAGGCCUCCACCAACAAGGGCUUCGGUCCCCCGGUCACCGUCCGCAUCGCCACCAAGAUAGCAGCCCCUCUGAUGCCGGAGUACGAGUCUGAGGCGCCGCUGAACGAGACUGACACCACCAUCACCCUGCUGCUGAAGCCCGCCCAGUCACGCGGCGCGCCCGUCAGCUCCUACCAGCUCGUGGUGAAGGAGGAGCGCAAGUCCAAAUCCCGCCGGGCCACCGGCGACGGCACCGGCGGCCCCAACUGUUUCUCGGCGCCGGUCAGCUUCCGGAACGCCUCGGCGCUGGACUCCGCCUACUACAUGGCGGCGGAGCUGCCGCCGUCCAGCAUGACGGCGCCCACCGCCUUCACCGUGGGGGACAACAAGAGCUACGGGGGCUUCUCCAACCCGCCACUCUCCCCGGCCAAGAGCUACAGCGUCUACUACCAGGCCAUCAGCCGCGCCAACGGGGAAACUAAGAUCAACUGUGUCCGCCUUGCUACCAAAGUGGUGAUAGGUAGGGGACAAAUUACCACGCCGUACAUUCUAGUCAUCCCCAGCGAAGGCGCCUCCACCCAGGACUCUGAUGCGAUGGAGCCAGAGAAGCAGGUGGACAGCACGGUGAAGAUGGCGGGCGUCAUCGCUGGAGUCCUCAUGUUCAUCAUCAUCCUGCUGGGACUGUUGCUCACCUUCAAACGCAGAGAGAUACACACGUGGAGAACUCUGAGCGUGGGUAAGCUGGCUAAGAAGCAGAAGGAGACGGCCAGUAGCUCCACCCAGCAGAGAGAGAUGGAGCCCGUCUCCACGGCCGAUAAGAGCACCACCAAGGUCGGCACGUUACGCAAGGACGACCCCUUCUCCACCUCCAGCCAGGACCUCAACGGCUUCACCUCCCCCUCUCCCUGCUCCUUCUCAGUUCAGGGAGGAAAGACUCUGCAGAGCAAAUCCCUUGUUAACUCCUACUAUUCAGUAUCCAAAGAACCUGUUCCGGCCACAGCUUCAAUAGAUAGCAGUCAGCCCUCUCUCGCCCAGCCCUCACUCACCCUACAGAGUUUCCCCUACGGAGGCUGUGAGUCUGUGGAGAUUUCCUACCAGAGUGGUCAGUUCCAGCCUGCUAUACGCGUGGCCGACCUCCUGCAGCACAUCACUCAGAUGAAGUGUGGACAGGGGUACGGAUUCAAGGAGGAGUAUGAGGGUCUGGCAGAGGGACAGACGGCACCCUGGGAAACGGCCAAGAAGGAUGAGAACCGCAACAAGAAUCGCUAUGGCAACAUCAUUGCUUACCCCACAGACGACCACACCAGGGUCCGCCUGCAGCCCCUGGAGGGAGACCCCCACUCUGACUACAUCAACGCUAACUACAUAGAUGGUUACCAUCGACCUAGACAUUACAUCGCCACUCAAGGCCCCAUGCAGGAGACGGUGAGGGACUUUUGGAGGAUGGUGUGGCAGGAGAAUUCAGCAUCUAUCGUCAUGGUUACCAACCUUGUGGAGGUCGGCAGGGUAAAGUGUGUGAGGUACUGGCCAGAUGAGACAGAGGUCUACGGGGACAUCAAGGUGACUCUGAUAGAGACAGAACCCUUGGCGGAGUACGUCAUCCGAACAUUCACCGUACAGAAGAAGGGCCACCACGAGAUUCGGGAGAUCCGUCAGUUCCACUUCACCAGCUGGCCCGACCACGGCGUGCCCUGCUACGCCACGGGGCUCCUGGGCUUCAUCCGCCAGGUCAAGUUCCUCAACCCCCCCGACGGGGGGCCCGUCGCCGUGCACUGCAGUGCGGGAGCAGGGAGGACUGGCUGCUUCAUGGCGGUGGACAUCAUGUUGGACAUGGCGGAGAACGAAGGCGUCGUUGACAUCUUCAACUGCAUCAGAGAGCUGAGGAGUCAGAGAGUUAACAUGGUGCAGACAGAGGAGCAGUAUGUGUUUGUGCACGAUGCCAUCCUGGAGGCGUGUCUGUGUGGGAACACAGCCAUCCCAGUGUGUGAGUUCAGAGCUGUCUACUACAACAUCAGCAGGCUGGACCCGCAGACCAACUCUAGCCAGGUCAAGGACGAGUUCCAGACUCUGAACAUAGUGACCCCUAGGGUUCGUCCGGAGGACUGCAGUGUAGGUCUGCUCCCCAGGAACCACGACAAGAACCGCAGUAUGGACGUCCUGUCUGCAGACCGAUGCCUCCCCUUCCUCAUAUCUGUGGAUGGAGAGAGCUCCAACUACAUCAACGCUGCCCUCAUGGACAGCCACAAGCAGCCAGCCGCCUUCAUCGUUACCCAGCAUCCUCUGCCCAACACCACGGCAGACUUCUGGAGGCUGGUGUUUGAUUACAACUGCUCCUCCAUCGUCAUGCUCAACGAGAUGGAUGCCGCGCAGUUGUGUAUGCAGUACUGGCCGGAGAAGAGUUCCUGUUGCUACGGCCCCGUCCAGGUUGAGUUCAUCUCUGCAGACAUCGACGAUGACAUCAUCAACCGGAUCUUCAGGAUCUGCAACAUGGCGCGGCCUCAAGAUGGCUAUCGCCUGGUCCAGCACUUUCAGUUCAUUGGCUGGCCAGCCUACAGGGACACGCCCCUUUCCAAGAGAUCUAUCCUCCAAUUGGUCAGGAGGCUGUCCAAGUGGCAGGAACAGUAUGAUGGAGGGGAUGGACGAACAGUCGUUCACUGUCUCACGGGCGGGGGGCGUUCCGGGACCUUCUGUGCCGUGUGCAGCAUCAGUGAGAUGAUCCGGCAGCAGAACAUUGUGGACGUCUUCCACACCGUGAAGACCCUGAGGAACAACAAGACCAACAUGGUGGAGUCCAUGGAGCAGUACAAGUUCUGCUAUGAGGUCGCCCUGGAAGCACUCAGCUCCUUCUGAUUGCCUCCUCCCCCCUCGCCAAAUUCACCUGAUUGGCCAUCGAUGCUGCCUGUCAAACUCAAUACUGGGACGUAGGAAGCGGAAUUAUGCUUCCUGUUGACUCAGAACCAGCCUGUGUGUGUGUGUGUGUGUGUGUGUGUGUGUGUGUGUGUGUGUGUGUGUGUGUGUGUGUGUGUGUGUGUGUGUGUGUGUGUGUGUGUGUGUGUGUGUGUGUGUGUGUGUGUGUGUGCGUCCGAGAGUGUUCAUGUGAGGGCAUGCUUGUGAUCCUUGCAUACAUUACUGUGUGUAUUUGUGUGCACGUAUGUGCACGUAAAAAUUCGCCCAAAACCUUGGACAAAAUAUAAAAAAGGACACUACUCAUAAACACGUGUGUGUGUGUGUGUGUGUGUGUGUGUGUGUGUGUG